UUCCUCUAUAAGAUACAUGUAAUCGUGAUGACCAAGUCCAUGACUAAAAUACCAACCUCAAACUUGUAAUUUCAAAAAGAGUAACAAAAGAGCUAAGAACUGAUAAAAUGGCUGAACAAGUGAAGUUGUUGGGACAUUGGGCAAGUGCUUUUAAUUGGCGAGUUGAGAUUGCCCUGAAAUGGAAGGGCAUCGAAUACGAAUUCAUCCAAGAAGAUCUCCAAAAUAAGAGUCCUCUUCUUCUCAAGUGCAACCCCAUUCACAAGAAGAUUCCAGUGCUCUUACACAAUGGAAAGCCCAUUUGCGAGUCGCUUGUCAUUCUUGAGUACAUUGACGAGACCUGGAAAGGCAAUCCCAUCUUUCCUGAAGAUCCUCAUGAGAGAGCCAUAGCGCGUUUCUGGGCCAACUUCAUAGAUGAGAAGUGCUUGCCUGCAAUAAAGAAGGCUUGUUUUACCAAAGACGAUAAGGGCAUUGAAGAAACAAUUGAGCACCUGAAAACACUAGAAGCCCAACUGAAUGAUAAGAAGUUUUUUGGAGGAGACAGUGUUGGUCUAGUAGACAUUGUCGCAAACUUGAUUGGAUAUUCGCUUGGAGUGAUUCAAGAAGCAGUGGGAGUAGAGGUAUUGACAGAAGAGAAAUUUCCCAGACUCUACAAAUGGAUCGAAGAGUAUGUUAGUUGCUCUGUCAUCAAAGAACAUCUGCCACCCAGAGAGAAACUACUGGCCUUUGCCAAAGCAAAUUACAACAAUCAGUAGUUUUUUUUUAAUCAUGUUUUCAACAAAAUAAAAAUAUGCAGUUUCGAAUUGCAGACCGAUCUUCUUUUCUAUGUACUACUAGUUCUUGUGUUUUGUGUUGAGAAUUAAUUGAAGUACUUUACAUUUCUAUGUAUGAGGAGCUAGUUAUCGCUCUUGUUUCAUUUCAAAUAGAAAGUGAUAUUUUUGUAGACAA
This is a messenger RNA of Camellia sinensis, 945 nucleotides long. RefSeq names its product glutathione S-transferase U8. Gene Ontology annotation, molecular function: glutathione transferase activity. The record is from RefSeq and is a predicted model, not a curated record. Gene Ontology annotation, biological process: glutathione metabolic process. Gene Ontology annotation, cellular component: cytoplasm. NCBI's taxonomy places the organism in Eukaryota, Viridiplantae, Streptophyta, Magnoliopsida, Ericales, Theaceae.